Bactrocera neohumeralis is the source of this 1049-nucleotide messenger RNA. RefSeq lists its product as uncharacterized. NCBI's taxonomy places the organism in Eukaryota, Metazoa, Arthropoda, Insecta, Diptera, Tephritidae. Bases 304 to 708 code for a protein of 134 amino acids. The transcript is spliced from 3 exons. The record is from RefSeq and is a predicted model, not a curated record.
UUAAACCAGUUGGACGGACCAACUAAAAUAUCGUUUCGAAAAUAUUUUCAUUUUCAUUACGAUACACACACGUAUAUACAUACUUCAAUAGCGAGCGUAUUGUGUGUGGUUUAUUUAUUGCAUUUUAGUUGUACACAAACUUGAACCAAAUCAAAAUAAAAUCAAAACAUUAAUUGCUUGCGUUUAUAACAAGAGAGAGACACAAUCUCCAAAGCCAUUCAAUUGAAGGCAACUGGCAAACAUAUACAUAAAUAAACAAAUAAAUACCCAACAAAUAAUACAAAUAAGCAGGAAACCUUCAUAAUGACAACAAAAACGAUUAGUUUCAACUACAAAUUACCUUUUGUUUGGUUAGCUGUUGUGUUGUUGUUGCUGUUGCAAUGCUGCAAUUGCGCACAAGGCACACCGAUGCUCUACAAGAAGAAUCCACAAGACAAAUACGAAGCAGAUCUUGUACCCGUUUCCUCGACUGUCAUCCCGCUAACAGUGCUCGAAGUCAGCUACGGUUUGGGCGGCAAACCCAGCGAGGAGUAUAAGCAAGCCUAUCUGAAGAAACUGCGCAAGAAGGUGCAACUUAAGCAGCACUCAAAACUGACACAACAACAACAACACGAUGGCGACGAUGCUGAAUUAGCGGAUCCCGAUACGCUCAUAACAAUAAAAAAGAAACAUAACGACACCAAUAAAGCCAAAGUCAAGGGCAUCUAAAGCAAUUGCAGAUGACAACGAUGACACGGCGGCAGCGAGCAACGAGCAGCGUUAUAUGUACAGCGUGGCGACGACAUUAAACUACAUCAGCAAAACACAAUAAUAAUAACAAAACGCCAAAACAGCGCAGACAACCGAGAUGGCAGUGGGAAGAUUUGAGAGUAAGCUUGCUAGCUAGCUAUACUGAAGUGAGCACUUAGCUGAUGACGGCCAGUGUUUUAGAUGGUGUAUGCUGUUUGACUGUUUUUUGUUGUUUUACUUUUUAUGUUUUUUAUAUAUACAUAUAUAUUUUUUUUUAAUUUUUUGGUUUUUUUAAAUAUUGUUUUGUGUUUCUUCCUUAU